Messenger RNA from Mauremys mutica (yellowpond turtle), 2969 nucleotides. RefSeq names its product potassium voltage-gated channel subfamily A regulatory beta subunit 1 (gene KCNAB1). The record is from RefSeq and is a predicted model, not a curated record. Gene Ontology annotation, cellular component: voltage-gated potassium channel complex; juxtaparanode region of axon; cytoplasm. The transcript has 15 exons. Gene Ontology annotation, molecular function: voltage-gated potassium channel activity; potassium channel regulator activity; transmembrane transporter binding. Gene Ontology annotation, biological process: transmembrane transport; potassium ion transport; negative regulation of delayed rectifier potassium channel activity. The coding region runs from base 561 to 1634 and encodes 357 amino acids. NCBI's taxonomy places the organism in Eukaryota, Metazoa, Chordata, Testudines, Geoemydidae.
CCUCUGAUCCCAGCCCUCAAAGAAGAGUGAAUCUUGAGUCUAUGGCGCCUGAGGAGAAGAAGAAUACAGGUACACAGUAGGGCCAGCAAGGGGCUGUGGGAGAGGGGGAAGGAGAGUCUGACUAGACAGACUUUGCCUGCUUGCUACAGGGCCCCUACAAUGGAACCUAGAAGAGAGGGUGGGCUUGGGUUCCCCUGCCAGCUACCAGGGAAUGGGGUGUGAAGCCCUGAUAUAAGGUGAUAAAGACUUUUGAAAGUCUGGAGGUGAGAAGGUGUAAGGACCACAGAGCCCAAAGGCAGAAGAUCUGAUGUAAGGACAUUGGACUCCUGUUUGCUGAACUUUGUAAGCCUGGAAGGGGAGAAACUUAAAAGCAAUCUGGCUAGAGGGCUGAGUCAUGAAAUGAGACCGGUUGCCACAGGGCUGAAAGGAGAUCUCUCCCUGUGAGGGGAGAUGCCUUUGGGAGUAGAGAAAAAGCUCCAAAGAGCUCCUGUGAAAGCAGCAAGGACAAUAGACUCAAAACCGCAGGUCAGAUACAGCAAAGGGGCUGGAGACUGGCACUCAUGCGGGAACUGGAGAUGAACUGGUAUCUGAAAAUAUGUAACUUAUCGUAUGAGCAUACGAUCGCGUACACUACUGGAAUGCCUCACAGAAAUCUUGGGAAAUCUGGACUAAGAGUUUCAUGCCUGGGCCUUGGGACAUGGGUCACAUUUGGAGGUCAAAUUUCAGAUGACGUUGCUGAACAGCUAAUGACAAUCGCUUAUGAGAGUGGAGUAAAUCUGUUUGAUACAGCGGAAGUGUACGCAGCUGGAAAGGCUGAAGUGAUUCUGGGAAGCAUAAUCAAAAAGAAGGGCUGGAGGAGGUCCAGUCUGGUCAUAACAACAAAACUCUACUGGGGUGGAAAAGCUGAAACAGAAAGGGGACUUUCAAGAAAACACAUCAUUGAAGGAUUAAAGGCUUCUCUCCAGAGACUGCAGCUCGAGUAUGUGGAUGUUGUCUUUGCAAAUCGACCAGACAAUAAUACCCCCAUGGAAGAAAUUGUCCGAGCAAUGACACAUGUGAUAAACCAGGGGAUGGCAAUGUACUGGGGAACCUCACGCUGGAGUGCUAUGGAGAUCAUGGAAGCCUAUUCUGUAGCAAGACAGUUUAAUAUGAUUCCACCAGUAUGUGAACAGGCUGAAUAUCAUCUUUUCCAGCGAGAGAAAGUGGAGGUUCAACUGCCAGAAUUGUACCACAAAAUAGGGGUUGGAGCAAUGACAUGGUCUCCACUUGCCUGCGGGAUCAUCUCCGGGAAAUAUGGAAAUGGGGUUCCUGAGAGCUCCAGGGCUUCACUGAAGUGCUACCAGUGGCUAAAGGAAAAAAUUGUAAGUGAAGAAGGAAGAAAACAGCAAAUAAAGCUGAAAGACCUUUCCCCAAUUGCAGAUCGUCUUGGAUGCACACUACCUCAGCUAGCAGUUGCAUGGUGCCUGCGAAAUGAAGGUGUGAGUUCUGUUCUUCUAGGAUCUUCCAAUCCAGAGCAACUGAUAGAAAAUCUUGGAGCCAUUCAGGUUCUUCCAAAGAUGACAUCACACGUUGUAAGUGAAAUAGAUAAUAUUCUAGGGAAUAAGCCCAUCAGCAAGAAGGACUACCGAUCAUAAUGCAAUGCAUGGUUACACAGGACAGCAUGGUUAAAAUAGUGCUCUGUAUACACUACAGUACUGAAUUAAUAUCCAGUCAUUAAAAUCAUGCAGCAGCUUGCUGCUCAGUCUCUACUGUUACUGGAUUUUUCAAGGUGUGUGCUGUUGCUACCAAUCUGCAGUAAAAUUCAAAAGCACAGUUGAUCUCUCAUACAACUGAGAAUAUUCUUUGUAUUUUCUUAUCUCUGACUAAAGUCACUGUCUCUUAAUUUUCUCUUAGCACCUCAUGCUUAUGCAGUGAAAUACACAUAUCAAGCAAAAAAAAACAAAACAAAAACUAUUUAUAUCCUUUAGGUACUUCGUAAUUAAAGAAGGAUGUACAGAUAUAUUUUUUCAAUGAACAAAAACAAAACUUACAGUUUUAGUAAAAAUGCAUUCUAAGAAAUUUCAACUAUAGAAGAUCUUCAGCUGGGUGGGAGGGAUAGCUCAGUGGUUUGAGCAUUGGCCUGCUAAACACAGCAUUGUGAGUUCAAUCCUUGAGGGGGCCACUUAGGGAUCUGGGGCAAAAAUUGGUCCUGCUAGCGAAGGCAGGAGGAAGGACUCAAUGACCUUUCAAGGUCCCUUCCAGCUCUAGGAGAUUGGUAUAUCUCCAAUUAGUACCUUUAUCAUAGAAUGAGCUAGUUCAAAAUUUUCAAAUGCAAUUUUUAUAUAGGCUUUAGGCUGUAGCUGAAAAAGGACCUUACAGUAAAAAGUCAGAAAAUUAAUUACUACAUGGUUCAGCUUCUAAAUAGUCCAAUUAAGAAUUUUGCAUAUUGAAUGUGCUCAGCUGUUUAUUAUAUAAUUCACAGUUGCUGUAAAAUAUCAGAAAACCAGUUAUUUGUUUUGGUGAAAGGUUACAUUUGCUCUGACUGUAUCCUGGAAAUCAGCCAUAAGUAGUGUUUUUGACAAGGUAUUUUUAAACAAUGAGUUUUGUGAAAGUAUUUCAUCCUUACACAGGAAACACUGGUACAUUUAUCAGUUAAUCUGCCCAUUUUAAGAACAGCUUCAUAAAUACAGUAACCUCACUUUGCUCUGUAAAAUGCAUUUACUAUAACUUCAGUAAGUCUGUUUCACACAUGUAUUGCAUACAUAUACACUUCCUAAAGAGUAUGGUUAUGUACAGUACAUAUAGGACCCUUGUAUACCAUGUUUCCUAACUUCAUAGCAUAAGAGUGUUGCACACAUUUUUCAGAUGACACAUGAACAGAACAUAGAUACUGAUAUUUUUAAAGUUAAAAUGUUUUUCUUCUAUUUCAUUCAAUGAUCUAUGGUAUGUGUAAAUGAACUUAGCUUCUGUAUAUUAGAACCGCAAUCUAA